UCACUCGCUUCACUUGCUGGCUGAAAGUGUCAUGGCGAGUGGAAAGGAAGGUGUGUUGUGGUUGAGGAGGAAGGAAGGCGCACUCAGCAGGCGUGCUGUGCUUGGCAUGGCGAGCGCAGUGGCCUUGGUGGCAAGGGUGGCGCUGAUCCUGGUGAGCGUGUAUGUGUGGGAAGACGGCAGCAAGGAUCCUGCCAGGCCUGGCAACAGCGAAGGCAGCGCUGGAGGCAGCGGGAUCGAUGCCGCUCAACACACCACCAGUGGGCCAGGAAGGGUGCAGUACACGGACGUUGAUUACCACGUGUUUACCGACGCCGCGCGGCACGUGUGGUUAGGCCAGAGCCCGUUUCUCCGACACACGUACCGCUACACGCCGCUGCUGGCCUUCCUGUGCCUCCCCAACAUCUGGCUCUGGCGGCCAUUUGGCAAGCUGCUCUUCUCCUGCGCUGACAUCGCUGUCGGUGUGCUCAUCUACCACCUCGCACCCGACGACGAGGGAGAGCACAGCACUGUGGAUGGCAAGGAGAAGGAGGAUGCCGACGUCACCGUUACGCAGCAACCCAAACCCCACCAGAGAAACCAUGCUCUGCAUUCACCACCCGCACAAUCAGCUUCGUCAGCGCAAGCACGAGCCUUGUCAACAGCAGACGCACCGGCGUCACCGGUACCAGGGCCUUCACAGCAACAGUUGGCGUUGUUGGCGUGGCUGUGGGUUUUGCGGGAUGCAAGGCUGCUGCCGGUCCUGCUGUGGCUGUUUAAUCCAAUCACCCUCGGCGUAUCCACACGCGGAAACGCAGAGUCUCUGAUCCUCUGUGUGGUCAUGCUGUGCAUGUACGCUGCCAAGAAGCAGCACCACGUGCUUGCGGGCGCUGCACUUGGCUUGGCCGUGCACUUGAAGCUGUACCCCAUCAUCUACAGCCUGCCCUUAUUCCUUCAAGCGUCCCCUGCUGCACCAUUCUGGCGCAUCACUGCUGCCCGUGCCAAGCUCGUCGUGGCAUGCAUCGGCACCAUGGCUCUCACCACAACCUACUUUUACUCCCUGUACGGCUUUGAGUUCUUGCACGAGGCGUACUUGUAUCAUUUCUCGCGCGGCGAUAUCCGCCACAACUUCUCCGUGUACUUCUAUGCCCUUUAUCUCCAAGCAAACACGGCAACACAGCUGUCAUUGUGGCAGCGCCUGAGCACGUUUCUUCCACAGGCCAUUGUACAACUCUCCACAGCCCUGCGCUUUUCACGAGACAUUGUCCUCUGCGCCUACGUCCAAACUGUGCUGUUUGUUGCCUUCAACAAAGUGUUCACCUCCCAGUACUUUCUCUGGUUCCUCCCGUUCCUGUGUCUGGUGAUUCGCCGCGUCGCUCUUUCCACCAUCGUCGCCUGGUUUGCAGCACAGGGUUUGUGGUUGGCAAUUGCGUACCAGAUUGAGUUUCUUGGGGAACCGCUCUAUUUAUUGCUGUUUGGUGCCUGUGGUGUGCUCUUCAUCACACACCUCAUGCUCGUGCGUGUGUGAAUUCCAGUCAACAACACACUUGGCACAACACACACACACAUCACACAUCAUAUCACUCGCGGUAUCGUCUUCAUGCGUCAUGCAUGCGUUGGCAGCGUUUUACUGCCCUGGCACAACUGAACAGAAUAAGAGACCAAUAUCCCAAA
Molecule: messenger RNA, 1650 nt
Organism: Salpingoeca rosetta
Lineage: Eukaryota; Choanoflagellata; Craspedida; Salpingoecidae
Exons: 5
Coding region: 32-1504 (490 amino acids)
Biological process (GO): GPI anchor biosynthetic process
Cellular component (GO): membrane; glycosylphosphatidylinositol-mannosyltransferase I complex
Molecular function (GO): GPI mannosyltransferase activity; alpha-1,4-mannosyltransferase activity
Source: RefSeq, a predicted model, not a curated record